This is a messenger RNA of Anisakis simplex (herring worm), 918 nucleotides long. Lineage: Eukaryota; Metazoa; Nematoda; Chromadorea; Rhabditida; Anisakidae. The record is from the annotation of a GenBank genome assembly.
AUGGCAUCAACUGUAACUGUCAGCGAAUUUACGUCUCUUAAAGCAAGUAGAUUGGAUCAUGAAUGCAUUGGCUCAGGAUUGGAUUCGACUAUGAAACGCGAUCGUAUUCCACGAAUGAAUGAUGCCAUAAAAUUCUGUAAGGACUUCACGGCUGGUGCAACGGCUGCCGUUAUUGCAAAGACCAUUAUUGCACCAAUUGAACGGGUUAAACUGAUCCUUCAGCUUCAAUCAGCCCAGCAAACAAUCGAAGUUUCAAAACGAUACAGGGGAAUGGUCGACUGCUUUAUUCGAGUGCCACGUGAGCAAGGUUUCUUGUCGUUUUGGCGUGGUAAUAUGGUCAACAUUGCGAGAGCUUGUUCACAAGAAUCUCUUGGAUUUGCAUUCAAAGAUUUCUUCAAAAUUUGGUUUGCCACAAAUUUGAGCAAAAAAGAUUCAUAUUGGAAGGUUUUGUCAGGUAACAUUGCGGCUGGAGGUGCAUCCGGCGUAGCAACAUAUUGUAUCAUAUAUCCGCUUGAUUUUGUUCGAACAAGGUUAGCAAUUGAUAUGGGUAAGGAGAAAUCGAGAGAGUUCGCAGGAUUUUUUGAUUGUAUGCGGAAGAUUUACAAAUGCGAUGGAUUCCGUGGACUAUAUUAUGGGUUUUGGCCAUCUCUGCAAUAUAUAUUCCUAUAUCGUGGUGCAUAUUUUGGUCUGUUUGAUUCGGCUAAAAUUAUGUUAUCGAAAAAAGACAAUCAUCAAAUCGGUUUUUUGACUGCCUUCAUUGUUGGUCAAUUUGUGACCUUCACAGCUGCGUUUAUCUCGUAUCCUCAUGAUACUGUGAGACGAAGGCUGAUGAUGCAAGCCGGUAGAAGUGAUACACUUUAUCGUGGAGUGUGGCACUGCACAAAGGUGAUAUUUUACUGGCGUUAUCGUGAUUUCAGU